Molecule: messenger RNA, 2069 nt
Organism: Anopheles stephensi (Asian malaria mosquito)
Lineage: Eukaryota; Metazoa; Arthropoda; Insecta; Diptera; Culicidae
Product: graves disease carrier protein homolog
Exons: 7
Coding region: 389-1357 (322 amino acids)
Biological process (GO): transmembrane transport
Cellular component (GO): mitochondrial inner membrane
Source: RefSeq, a predicted model, not a curated record
ACAUUCUUCUCCCACCUCGCGCAUCUGGAAAGACCUGUUUACGGCCGGAACGUGGACGGCAGACGGGCGCACAUAUAUUUACAAUUCGUGGCCAGCAACUCCCCGAAACGGUCGGUCGAUCGCGCGAUCCGCUUCAGCCGCGUGUGGUGCGUGUAGUGGCGCGGCAAAGGCAUUGGAAUUCGAACCAUCUCCUCCGUGUCGAAAGCGAUCGUUGUGUUUGUGCGUCAAGGUAGAAAGAAUCCAGCCAUCCUGACCGUGUGCGGACUCGGCAAGCAGCGUAUUUUCCGGCCCAAGCAAAGUGUUUCAGUGAAAACCAGUACAGACCGUGAGACGGUGAUUUUGAUAAGACAAAACACAGAGCGCAGAGCUUCACGGCAAAGCUACAAUCAUGGCUUCGGUUACGGCAACCGAACAGUCGAGGAAGAAUGUGGAAUUUAUCGUGAAAAAUCUCUUAGCUGGCGGUGUGGCCGGUAUGUGCUCAAAGACGGCCGUCGCGCCACUCGAUCGCAUCAAGAUCCUGCUGCAGGCACACUCGAUCCACUACAAACAUCUCGGCGUGUUCAGCGGCCUGAAGCACAUCGUCAAGAAGGAGUCCUUCUUCGCCCUGUACAAGGGCAACGGUGCACAGAUGGUACGGAUAUUUCCGUACGCUGCCACCCAGUUCACCGCGUUCGAGGUGUACAAAAAGUAUCUGGGCAAGGCGCUGGGCACGAACCUACCGAUCAAGCACGCGGACAAAUUUAUUGCCGGUGCGGCUGCAGGUGUGACCGCCGUCACCUUGACGUAUCCGCUGGACACGAUAAGAGCCCGGUUAGCGUUCCAGGUUACCGGUGAGCAUCGGUACAACGGUAUUGUACAUACUGCCGUAACAAUCUUUCGGACGGAAGGGGGAUUGCGUGCCUUAUAUCGUGGUUUCGUUCCAACGCUGAUGGGCAUGGUACCGUACGCCGGCUUUUCGUUCUACUGCUUCGAGAUGCUAAAGUUUGUCUGCAUGAAGUACGCGCCGGGCUUUACGUGUAAAAAAUGUGACCGAAACACCGGAGGACUAGUACUUUGCGUCCCAGCAAAGUUACUCUGUGGUGGAUUUGCCGGAGCCGUUGCACAAUCCUUCUCCUAUCCACUGGACGUGACGCGAAGGCGGAUGCAGCUCGCCAUGAUGAACCCUGAAACGGCGAAAUUCGGCAUGGGCAUGUGGAAAACGUUAAGCAUAAUCUACAACGAGAACGGCAUCAUGAAGGGCCUUUACCGGGGGAUGUCGAUCAACUAUCUGCGCGCCAUACCGAUGGUGGCCGUAUCCUUCUCCACGUACGAGGUGUUAAAGCAGGCCCUUAAACUGGACACGGGCAUGAAAAUUUAGACCAGCGGCAAGGGGACUACCAGACCAGACUAGACGAGACCAGGUUUACUGUUUUAGUACGUGACGCACGGUUGAUUGGUAGGUUUUAGAUGAAUUGUUUGUUAGUGAUUGUUAGGUUUGCGCUUAUGCGCAUUAGAAUUCCCUUUUUCAUUCAUAUUUCGUCAUACAAACACACAACCUCCCACUCUCUCUUUCUCUCUCUCUUUCACGCACAUUUACUGUCUUUUUAUAGUUGUUUUAUGUAGAAGAAAAAGUGGUAUCUUAGUUGAAGUUAAACCGUGACAAAAUGUUGACAAACAGCUCGAACAACGCUGGAGAGAAGCGAUUUUCCUUAAGCAAUAUUUAUUAUUUCUUGUAGCUUUUACCACUCGGGAAAAUAGGUCGCUGGGUCAGGAGCAGAUAGACGUGAGGGUUUUUAUUUUUUUUAAACAGAUGCUACCGAUAGUGGAUAGACGUUCGUCCGUUUCUUUCAUAGACAAUUUACGAUUAACAUCACAGUUAGGAAGUAUUACUGGUAACGAAAAACACACACCGAUGAUGGUUUCCGUACUUAAGUUUAAGUGAAAUGUUAUAAGUUGCAACAGGCGUAAGGGAGAAGAACAUUCUUCGACAAGAAAGGGAAGGAAAUAGGAGAGUUUUUAAGAUAACGAACUAGCUGGUGUACUACAAAAAACGAGUGACAGGUUCCAGGUGUCUUCUGCCCUGUUUCUUA